GCGCUCACACUCGCGAUAGUCGAGCCGGACCUCACGCCGGCCCAGGAGAGGAGCCUAGUCUCAGAGGCGGCCAGGGAGGCAGCAGCUUGGGCGGAACAGGGCGGAGCCGAGACGCUCUCGGAGGCGGAAGCGGAGGCCGGAGGGGCGGGGAAAGAGGCUGGCUCGGAAGGAGGAGAAACCCUGAAAAGAAAAUAGCAACAAGCCGAGCUGCAGUGACAGAGGGGAACAAGAUGGCCGCGCCGAAGGGGAAGCUCUGGGUCCGGGCCCAGCUGGGGCUACCGCCGCUGCUGUUGCUGACCGUGGCGCUGGCCGGAGGCUCGGGGACCGCAGCGGCCGAAGCGUUUGACUCGGUCCUGGGGGACACAGCGUCCUGCCACCGGGCUUGUCAGCUGACCUACCCCUUGCACACCUACCCCAAGGAAGAGGAGUUGUAUGCAUGUCAGAGAGGUUGCAGACUGUUUUCAAUUUGUCAGUUUGUGGAUGAUGGAAUUGAUUUAAAUAGGACCAAACUGGAAUGUGAAUCUGCAUGUACAGAAGCAUAUUCCCAACCUGAUGAGCAAUAUGCUUGUCAUCUUGGUUGCCAAGAUCAACUGCCAUUUGCUGAGUUGAGGCAAGAACAACUCAUGUCCCUAAUGCCAAAAAUGCAUCUCCUCUUCCCUCUGACUCUGGUGAGGUCAUUCUGGAGUGACAUGAUGGACUCUGCACAGAGCUUCAUAACUUCUUCAUGGACUUUUUAUCUUCAAGCUGAUGAUGGAAAAAUAGUUAUAUUCCAGUCUAAGCCAGAAAUUCAGUAUGGCCCACAGUUGGAGCAGGAGUCUACAAGUUUGAGAAAAUCAUCUUUAAGCAAAAUGUCCUAUCUGCAAAUGAGAAGCUCACAGGCACACAGGAGCUACCUUGAAGAUGAAGAAAGUGAUGGCCUUCUAAGAUGCCUCUCUCUUAACUCUGGGUGGAUUUUAACAAUGACGCUUGUCCUCUCGGUGAUGGUGUUGCUCUGGAUUUGUUGUGCAGCUGUUGCUACAGCUGUGGAGCAGUAUGUUCCCCCUGAGAAGCUGAGUAUCUAUGGUGACUUGGAAUUUGUAAAUGAACAAAAACUAAACAGAUACCCAGUCUCUUCUCUUGUGGUUGUUAGAUCUAAAACUGAGGAUCAUGAGGAAGCAGGGCCUCUACCUACAAAAGUGAAUCUUGCUCAUUCAGAAAUCUAAGCUUUUUUAAAGAAAUUGUGUCAUUGACACCUAAAUUUCCAUUCCUCAUAGAGCUUUUUAAAAUGGUCUCAUGGAUAUAGGCCUUAAGAAAUCACUAUAAAAUGCAAAUAAAGUUACCCAAAUCUGUGAAGACUGUAUUUGCUGUAACUUGACCUGUAUUUUUUUUUCUAGUAAUUUAAGACAUGGACAUUGGGGUGUUUUUAUUACUAAUAUCUGUAGCUAUUUUGUUAGUUGCAUUGGUUUUUGUUUUUUCCUUUCCUAGCCACAUUCUAUGAGCUGAUUGGUCCCUACCUCCUGCCAGAAUACUGUCAGCCAUCUUAGUUAAUGAGCUGAAUGCUUAAGAUAUGAUGCUUCUACUCAAAAAUGGCCUACAAACUUGUACUUUGAAUUAGCAGAAAACUGUCUAAUAACACUACAUUUUCAGUUGUAUUGAAUUUAAAUCAUUAAAAUUUUAUUUGAGUAAUUAUGUA
Nannospalax galili (Upper Galilee mountains blind mole rat) is the source of this 1672-nucleotide messenger RNA. It is a transcript of the gene Tmem59, whose product is annotated as transmembrane protein 59. Gene Ontology annotation, biological process: positive regulation of autophagy. Lineage: Eukaryota; Metazoa; Chordata; Mammalia; Rodentia; Spalacidae. Gene Ontology annotation, cellular component: lysosome; late endosome. Bases 231 to 1202 code for a protein of 323 amino acids. The record is from RefSeq and is a predicted model, not a curated record. The transcript has 8 exons.